Messenger RNA from Panicum virgatum (switchgrass), 1683 nucleotides. RefSeq names its product disease resistance protein RPM1-like. Gene Ontology annotation, biological process: defense response to other organism. The coding region runs from base 1 to 1683 and encodes 560 amino acids. The record is from RefSeq and is a predicted model, not a curated record. The transcript is spliced from 3 exons. NCBI's taxonomy places the organism in Eukaryota, Viridiplantae, Streptophyta, Magnoliopsida, Poales, Poaceae.
AUGCAGCCACAAGGCUACCCUCGUCCUCAGAGGAGUAGUAAUGAAGCUCAACUGCCUCCCCCGCAGCAGCCUGAGGCAGCUCCUCCCCAGACACCGAGGCAGACCAGACCGCAGCGCGCGCCGAAGCGGCUGGGCAGCUCCCCGCUGGUGGGUCACCGAGCGGGUGGUGACGUGUGGUGGAUGCCGGCGGUGGGUCACCGCCCGACGGUGGAGGUGGCGGUGGCGGUGGAGGUGGACAUCUCUCUCCGGCGGGCCUAUGCUGACAUUCUCAAGACUGUGUUCCCAAAGCGUGCCAAGGACCAAGCAAUAUCAAAGCAGGCCGCAAAGGCCACCAUCGGAACUAGCAGCACUUCAUUGGGCCAUGAUCAGAUAAGAGAAAUCAUCGACAAGGUUAAAGUAGAAAUCCGACAGGAGCUGCAGCAGGAAUACAGACCUCACAAGGAACAACCGGAAGGAACACGCGGCGAUGAAAUAAUCCAGGAAGCAGUCAUUGAGGAAACCAAGAAGAAGCUAGAAGCAAUCAAGCGGCGGGUUAUACAUCAGCUGUCGAUCAGAGGGAUGGUUGGCAAGAUUAAAGAUCAUUUGAAGGAUGAUGAGGGGACCCUGAUUCUCAUGAAAAAAUUCCUCCACAGACUUGUGUCCGGAUGGGAGGAGACCAUUGCUGCCUUGAACAUGGUUGCCGGAGCUGUUUUUGGAAGAGCCGAAGCCCUACCAAACAGGGCCUACGAUAAGGUGCUCCAGCUUACCAGUCAGCAGAAGGAGGACAACUACAAUCCCCGAAUUUUUCGCGAUAUCUUGGUACAAUGUCAGCCAUAUGAUGAUGAAAAGUUCUGCAUGGAGAUCUUUGCUUAUGCUUUGUAUUCUAACCCUAUGAUGAGCAAUGGAGAAUUGCGCAAGUUGCACAGCAGCCUGAAGGCUUCACCAAAAUCGUCGGCUAGUGUUGCUAUGCAGAUGUUAAAGUUCGCUUACAACGAUCUACCUAAAGAAUACAGGUCCUGCUUGUUGUACCUAGCUAUUUUCCCUUCAGGAAAGAACGCAAAGCCGAUCGGACGAUCAACCUUGAUAGGACGGUGGGUUGUAGAAGGGCUGAUAACAAAGGAAGACUGGCCUACUUCUGUGCGUGAAGCCAAUAGAUGUUUUGAUAUGCUCAUUGACCGGUACCUUGUUAAUCCUGAUGAUACUGGUUUAACGGGAAAGGCCAAGAGCUGCAGAGUCAGUGUUCAAGUUCAUCAGUUCAUUACCAAGAUCGCCAAGAGUCAACACAUUGUGGAGACACGCCUGUCACGUCACUUGGCUUGUCACUUCUCCAUUUUCAAUGAUCUCCGUCUCCGUGGUUCGGAUACUAUCGAAAAUUUCUUUCAGCAACUGAUGAAAUCUGAACAAUCUCAACUGUCUACGCUCAAGGUGCUAGAUCUCGAAGGUUGCCGCAUCUUCGACAAAAACCCACGCUACCUCAAGGUCGUAUGCAACAAGUUAUUAUUGCUCAAGUACCUGAGCCUAAGGGGAACAGAUAUCACCAAGCUGCCUAAUGAAAUAAACAAGCUCCAUGAGCUUGAGGUACUGGAUAUCCGGCAGACAAAGUUGCCUGCAUCUGCAACAAAACGUGUCGUGCUUCUUAAGCUGAAGCGUCUUCUUGCUGGUGACAAAGGAACAAUCAACCACAGUAUUUCAGGGAUGAAGUAA